Molecule: messenger RNA, 708 nt
Organism: Miniopterus natalensis
Lineage: Eukaryota; Metazoa; Chordata; Mammalia; Chiroptera; Miniopteridae
Source: RefSeq, a predicted model, not a curated record
UAUGUGAAAAAGAAGGCUCGGUUCUUUGUCCAGGAUGCUAGUGCUGCCUCUGCAUUGAUGGAUGUCAGCUACAAGAUUUGUGAUGAGGAGAACAAAAAGAUAGCUGUCUUUGUCAAUACUUCUGCUGAACCUUACUCUGUGCGGGAUAAGUUGGAGCCGGAAAUAAUGGAACAGCUAAAGCUGACCAUGAUCAAAAGAUAUGAUAUCUCUCAGAAAGCUCUUGACCUCCAGAGUCUCCGCUAUGACCCAGAUUUGGUGGGAUAUGAUAUUGACAUAAUUCUGAAUAGAAGAAACUGCAUGACUGCCACCCUGCAAAUCAUCAAAAAGAAUUUCCCUGAGCUGUUGUCCUUGAACUUGCACAGCAACAGACUGUACCAGCUGGAUGGCCUUUCUGAUAUUAUACAGAUGGCCCCCACAGUCAAGAUUCUGAACCUCUCCAAAAAUGAGCUGAAAUCUACCUGGGAGUUGUGCAAGAUCAAAGGACUGAAGCUGGAACAGCUGUGGCUGGAAGAUAACCCCUUGUGCCACACCUUCCCAGACCAGUCCACUUACAUAAGUGCCAUCAGGAAAUGUUUCCCCAAGUUAUUACGCUUGAUAAGGCUCUUGUAUCUGGACAGGCAGCGGUGUUUCCUUUCUGGGGUUGGUGGGAUUGGUCUGUUACAGCAGGUUGGCACUUUGUUGCCCUGCCCUUACAUGGCGUUAGCCUAA